Molecule: messenger RNA, 778 nt
Organism: Cylicocyclus nassatus
Lineage: Eukaryota; Metazoa; Nematoda; Chromadorea; Rhabditida; Strongylidae
Source: the annotation of a GenBank genome assembly
GCAGUUCUGCCUCUCCCAGAAUUGAAUCCAUAGAGCAAGCACAAUGGUCUCUCACUCGUUGUUGAAUAUUGUACAGCUAGGCUUGGGCUUCUUCCUAAACUUUUUCGCUUUCAAUUCUCAAGGAUUCAUCGAAGAACCCGUAAUCGAGAGUGCGGCAAAGAGGCAGAACAUCAAUGUUCACGCUGGAUACUACAGCUUGUCCAUUAUAUAUGCAACAUUCACACUUGGAAAUUUUGUGGCAGCUCCUAUUAUAGACAUCUUAUCGCCAAAAUGGGGGAUGUGUUUGGCUGCAUUGUGCUAUGCAGCAUUUCAGGCUGGCUUUUUACAAAUCAGUGAAGUCUAUCUUUAUAUAUCUAGUGCGAUUCUCGGAUUUGGAGCAGCAAUACUGUGGACAGGUCAAGGGACCUACUUAGCUCAAAAUUCGAAUGAGAAAACCUCUGGAAGAAAUAGUGGACUGCUGUGGGCGCUUUCAGAAGGAAGCCUUUUGGGCGGUGGUGUGUUUCUCUUCAUAGUUUUUCACUCAUCUGAAACAACGGAUAACAUCUCCACUUCGACUGUACGUAUUCUUUAUGGAGUAUUCACUGCACUAGCAUGCCUUUCAUCACUCACAUUUGCACUGUUGAGACCCGUUCGGGUGGCGAAGGUCCGCGAAGGAAAACCUCAGUACGGCAGACUUCUUGGUUCGACAUUUCGUCUGAUGUUUACGAAACGAAUGUUUCUUUUGGCCAUUGUGUUUGCUUACACCGGUAUCGAGCAGGCAUUCUGGACAGGUUAUUAA